AUGAUUCGCAUAUUUUCUAUCGUUUUUAUAUCGUUAACAUUGAUCUAUGCAAUUGAAAGUUACUCACUAAGAAGUGCUACCGAUGUCGGUAGUAAAACGGCUAAAGCAUGCGCACCUGUCAAGUGUCCAGGAAAACCGAAGUCAUGCCCAUAUGGUUAUCAGAAGAAAGAUGGCUGUGAAAUUUGCAGAUGUAGUGAUCCAUGUAAUCCACCAGGAAAACCGAUACUUUGCGGAGCUAAACAACGCUGUUACGUUGAUAAGAAAUCUGAUGGAACAUUUGAAGGACGUUGCGGUGCACCACCAAAGAAAGCCAAUAAACACAAAAAGAAAGAGAAGACUACUACAAAAGAUGAUUGUAAUUUACCAAAAAUGACUGGUCCAUGUCGAGCAUCAUUUCCACGUUUUUUCUAUAAUCCAGCUACUCAAAGUUGUGAAUCGUUCGUCUAUGGAGGAUGCCGUGGAAAUAAAAAUAAUUUUAAUACGAAAGUUGAAUGUGAUCUAGCUUGUGUCGCUUAA
Messenger RNA from Rotaria socialis, 516 nucleotides. The record is from the annotation of a GenBank genome assembly. Lineage: Eukaryota; Metazoa; Rotifera; Eurotatoria; Philodinida; Philodinidae.